Brugia malayi is the source of this 429-nucleotide messenger RNA. RefSeq lists its product as uncharacterized. The coding region runs from base 1 to 429 and encodes 142 amino acids. The record is from RefSeq and is a predicted model, not a curated record. The transcript has 3 exons. NCBI's taxonomy places the organism in Eukaryota, Metazoa, Nematoda, Chromadorea, Rhabditida, Onchocercidae.
AUGGGACCAGUAUGGAUUCGAGAAUCUAUCAGUAUCAAAGACAAUGAAAUCAAUGAUCUGAACCAUCAAGAAAGGAAACCUACUUUGUUUUACAAGGAAACAGGGCAAAGGAAUGCAAACGUGGGUCUUCGAUGCCAUACAUUCCGAUUGUCAUUUGCGCAAAGUGGUGUUUUCUCCGCAAAUAUGCUCGAUCGUCUUCUAUAUCAGGCACAUGUCAAAAAUUAUGUAGUGCAUUUCGUCCGGUUAUUUCUUGGCAUUGAUCAGUCUAGAAGCUCUGGAUAUCUGAUAGUGUUAGCUUCUCAUCAAGUUUCAUUGAAUAGCCCAGAAAGAUUGGAUUUGCCCGUGGUAUACAAAGGGACACUCUUCCGAUUCAGUCUUGCGUCUGAAAAAGAAACUGGUCCACGGGAACUUUCAUGUUCUAAAACAUGA